AUGGGAAUAACGUUUCAUGGGUAUAAGCAAGGAAUGUUCUUUUGCCCAACGACUAGCGAGGAGCAGAAUCGCCUAGACCCGCAGCAGGGGGUAUUCCGGCUGCUUCUGGGCGGGUAUUUCGUGGUCGCGACGGUAGGGAAGCUAAAGUACGUCUUGGACGUAGCCGCCUGGACCGGCAUCUGGGCUCUGGACCUCGCGGGGCAGAAUCCAGACUGUACCGUCAUCGGCACGGAUCCCAGCCGCAUCCAGCCCUCCAACCAGUCUCCUAAUUGCCAGUUUGCCGGCGAAGACUCGGAGGACCCCUGGAUCUUUCCCGUCAAGUUCGACUACGUGCACCUGUGCGCCGUGGUGAAGUGUUUCGAAGACGUACGAACGGUAAUGCGCCACGCCUUCAACAUGAACGAAGGCGGGUGGAUUGAGCUUCAAGACCUGGUUCUUCAUCUCUACGGCGACGAUCAAUCAUUCGAAGGAAUGGCUAUUCAAAGAUGGACGUAG
Messenger RNA from Pseudomassariella vexata, 495 nucleotides. RefSeq lists its product as uncharacterized. The record is from RefSeq and is a predicted model, not a curated record. Lineage: Eukaryota; Fungi; Ascomycota; Sordariomycetes; Amphisphaeriales; Pseudomassariaceae. Bases 1 to 495 code for a protein of 164 amino acids. The transcript is spliced from 3 exons.